UAUCAUAUGCUGGCUAAACCUCCACACAGAAGCAAAAUGGCCGAUAGUAAACUAACCGAUCAUACAGCGUCUGAGAGUCAUCAAGGGGUUAUGCAUGUUUUGUUUACAGCUUGAGAACUACAGUCGCUCAAAAAGGAUAUUCGCCUUUCCUCAUUUUUUUGUACGAUAAACAUUUCGCCUUUCGGUGAUGUCAUUUCUUAUUCAAUUUAGCCUUGAAAGCCUCGAAGAACUAGCUCGCUAGGCUAGCUACCUUGCUAGCCUGCUAGCGGUAGGUCUGCAAGAAUUUUUGCACAGAAGCACUUUAUGUCCUAUGUGAUUCCCGAGACAGGAGAAUCAGGAAAGGGAACAGUAGUUCAUGGAAGACAAGAAAAAAAAGAAAGAAGAUAAAAAGAAAAGGGAAGCCUCUCAGAAGGUGCCAGAACAGAAAAUCAAAGUGCCAGAAUCAGCCAAGCCCCCCUGUUCCCAGCCACUCGCCACCCCAGGCUCAGUGUCCCCCAGCCCUGGCCCUGUUGUCCCCUCAUCCCCCAGUCCUGGUGCAGCCGGGGUUUCUGCACAAGUUCCUCCUGGUGGCGGGAACAAUGCAAAGCAGCGGACUGCUGUGGCCAACGGACAGCCCUCCUCCUCCCCCUCUGGAAGCCAGACCUCCCAACAACAGCGAUACAUGUCUAGAGAGGUUCCACCAAGAUUUCGCUGCCAGCAGGACCAUAAAGUGCUACUGAAGAGGGGCCAGCCACCGCUGUCCUCCAUGCUGCUGGGGGGUGGAGGAGGGGAAGGGGGUGCAGGAGGGGUUGGAGGAGGCAGUGGCUGGUUAGCCACCCCACCUCUUUCCUCACAGGGAGCAGAUAACCCCAAUGCAAACGUAACUGGAGGCACAGAUUCCAACCUGGGUUCAUCCUCCGCUUCACCCCCCAAUUCCUCCUCAUCCACAUUAUGUGUCGCUGCUCUGUCGUCUUCUUCUACUACUACUACUACUACUUCAACUUAUGCAAAUUCCACAUGGGGGGCAGGCUCUGGCAGCCCGUCCUUUUCUCAGGGCUGCGGGAAGGUGAUUGUGGAUGGGACUGACCUGGGGGAUUGGCCUAGCAUCCUAGGCGGGGCCAAAUUGAGUUCUGAUGGGGCUGGAGGAGGGGUGCAGGAGCAAGACUGCCCUGGUAACAACAACAACAGUAGUGCCUCAUGGAGUGAGAGAAACAUCCAGCAGAAAGGAGGAGCAGUAGGAGGAGGAGCAGGGAACAUGGACAAUCCUUCCUCACCUCGUUCUUCUCCUCUUUCCUCCUCUUCCUCGCUUAAUGAAUGUGUUCAGUCAAGUGGUGGUGUGUGGGGCUCUUCCACCUCUUCUCAGGUGGAUGCAGGGCUAGGAUCAGCAGCAUUUUACAAUUCCAAAGUCUCCCAUCUUCUUCCUGGGCCUCAGGAGAGCCCUGUGGGUGGCAGCAGUAGUGUCCCUGGUGCCAAUUUUAACCCCAACGUGAACCCCUCUGCCUGGCCUGCCCUGGUGCAGGGUGGGACAUCAACUUCGGCUAGCGACAGCCUUCCACUACACUCGUCCAUUACUUCAGCUUCCUCGUUCCCUGCCAGCACCACCCUCAUUGCCACUCACUCUCUUUCAUCUGUGAAUCAAACUGGUCUCCCUCAGCAGCACACUGAGACAGCUGUGGGAGAACAGCAGCAGCACUUAGGAAGCCUUGGGCUGGAGUUGGGUUCAGGCAGGGGAACACGAGGAGCAGGACCAAAUCAAGAAGGUGGCGAUGACGGUGGGGUUGCUAGUGUUGAAGGAGAAGGAAGUGGCAAUCUUUCUGGUUCUUCGUCUUCCUCCUCUGCUGCCUCUUCUUCUUGGAGAUCCAUGCCUCCAGUGUCCUCUGACCUCAGUGCACGUGCCUCACAGGCAGAUGGUUGGGGUGGAGGAGGGACUGGAGCUCAGGGGCAGGAAGGGAAUGUGUGGGGUGUUGGUAGCCAGGGUGACAAGGCAGGGUGGGGCACGGGAAAUGAUGGUGGCUCAAAUACCCCAGUGGUAUCUCAGGGAGCGUGGGAAGGAAGCAGUUCAGAAGCAGAGUGGGGUGGCACAGUGGGAGGUGUAAGUUCGAGUAAUUUAGCAAUAGGAGGUGGAAGAGGAGGAGAUGGGAGCAGCAACAGCAGCAGUAAUGGAGGCAGUGUAGGUAUUGGUGGCAGCGUUUUGCAGGACUCUGCCUCACCAAAGUUUGCAACUAUGACAAAAGCUUGGGACAAUCAGAAAGGGAUGGAAAGUGGGGACGGGGCAGUUGGAGAGUGGGGUGGAGGAGCAGGGCAGGGUGGAGGCACUGGAGGUGGAGGACCCUCAUCCUCUAGCGGAGGAGGGUCCAUAGCUGGAAGUGGUGGAGGAGGGAGUGAUAGCGGACAAAAGCAGGAGCAAGCCUCGUCUGUACUCCACUGUCCCCAACAGACCUCCAAUGCUGAAGUGGCCUUACUCAGCAUGCUCAAUCGAUCUGACCUGGACCCCAGGGUUCUGUCUAACACGGGCUGGGGGCAGACCCAGAUUCGCCAGAAUGUGGCUUGGGACCUUGACACCACAACAAGAGUAGGAAACAGAAAUGAAAGAAGUACUUCAUCUUCCUCUGCAUUCUCAUCAGCAACCAUGAACACUACCACUACUCGCGGUCCAGGGUACCCGUCUAACGCCAGUUCAAUAACUAAUGAUCUAUCUGCUGGCAGUCAUACGACCAGCCUGAACUCUGGCCCUGCUACAGUGAGGGAUGGCUGGGAUGGUGGUGCUACACAGUCCACCUGUGGUCCUCACAUUCCUGGUAGCACUAUGAGGAAGCCAGGAACGCCAGAAGAAAAUAUGGAGGGCAACCAGGUGAAGGCAGCUGGAGGCUGGGGUGAUCUCCCACCUGAAAACCAGGGCAAAGGAUGGGGGGCUGAAGAACAACAAUGGGGGGAUCGCAGAGGUGGAGGAGGGAACUGGAGAGACUUUGGAGAACAGGGUAGUGGGUGGGCAGAUGGUCCAGAAGAUAAAGGUACAGGGGGAUGGAAGGGGACUGGAAGAGGGGAGGCAGGUGGUUGGAGAGGACAGUGUGGAGGGGGAGGAGACUGGGGACAGAGAGACUCUACACCUGGAGGUGGGUGUGGAGAUGGGCGAAGCAGAGGUGGAAGCAAAUCUGAUGAGGGAUCUUCUUGGGGUAAUUUGGAUGAAGGGGGAUCUCAGCGAGGAGGAUGGGGAGGGGGAGAUGUGGGUGGAAGCAAAUCCCACCAGGACUGGGGGAGUGCCAAGCCCCACACAGCAGCACAGAUACCAAACAGCCAAGUGGCACCAAUGAAAGCCCCAAAUCAACAGCAGCACCAAUCACAGGGCCAGCAGCCACAAGGAGGUCCCAUGCAAGGAGGGUGGAACAGCCGGUCCAAUGUUGGAGGUGGAGGUCCACCAUCCAAGAAUCAGAACCAAAGUUCGGGCUGGACCUCCGGCCCCAUCCCCCAAAUCUCUGGGGGUGGAGGUGACUCCCUGGAGCCCAGUGGCUGGGAAGAACCCUCCCCUCAGUCCAUCAGUCGCAAAAUGGAAAUUGAUGAUGGCACUUCAGCCUGGGGAGACCCAACUCGCUACAACAGCAAGAAUGUGAAUUUAUGGGACAAAAACAGUGCUACACCCGGCCAAAGCCACGGUCAGCAGGCCCCACCACCGCCGCCACCACCACCCAUGCAGCAACAACAGCCACCUAGAAGGCAGCAUGGGAUGCAGCACAGCAGGGACACAAAUCCUGGCAAUGCUGCAGUUGGUCCAGAUAUGUGGGGAGGAGGUGCACAAUCUGUAGAUAAUGGUACGGCUGCGUGGGGCCAGGUGUCAGAUGCAGCAACAGGUUGGGGUGAUUCAGAUGAACCCGGCAAAGCUUCUGGCUGGGGGAACCCUUCACCCAACCCUGGUAAACCUGUCACCAAGUCAGUGGAAAGCUGGGGUGGUAAGGCAGAGGCCUCUGUUGCAGCCUCCCGUCACCCCAGCUGGGACGAGGAAGAUGAUGGUGGUGGAGGGGUCUGGAACAGCACUGGCUCCCAGGGAAGCAGCUCCUCCUUCAACUCUGGAGGCUGGGGUCAGACUCAUGGAGGAAAGAGAGGCAACAUCAAGAGUGGAGGAGGGGACAGCUGGAUGAACCCAGUGUCACGCCAGUUUUCAAACAUGGGUCUUCUGGGUGAUGACCCAAGUGUUGACAAAAAGAUGGAAGGAGACAAGAGAGGAAUAACUGACUAUAACGGAGAGAUGCGGAGGGGAGGAAGAGGUGGAGGAGGUUACCGCAUGCCUAGUUCCAAAGACAUGGGUCCUGUUGACAUGGGGCCCUAUGGUGAAAAGAUGGGUGGCCAUGGAGUGUUUGUUGGCAGUGGCGGAGGGAUGCCUCAGUCUCGAGGGAUGCACCAGCCUGGCAUUCAUCCAAUGAACCCCUCCCAAGGGUUGCGUGCUCAAGUGCCUCAUCAGUUCCUGUCUGCUCCGGUGACGGGUCCUAUGCUGAAGCAGAUGCCCUCUCCUGGUGGGAGUGUGGGUGGAGUGGUUGGAGGAGUAGGAGGCGUCAGUGGCGUUGGAAGUGUCGGAGGGGUCGGUGGUGUUGGUGGAGGAGUGUUCCCUCCUCAGAUUUCCCCACAGCAGCUAGCCAUGCUCAGCAACAUUUACCCCCACAUGCAGCAGUUCCAUCUGGCUUGUCAGCUCCUGCUACAACAGCAGCAACAGCAGCAGCAGCUCCUGCAGAACCAGAGGAAGUUCCCUCAGCCUCAGCCUCUCAGGCAGCAGCCAGACCCACAGCAGUUGGCAAGGAUUAUGGCUAUUCUGCAGCAGCAGAGACAGCAUCAGCAGGGUGGAGUUGGAGGAGCAGCAGCAGGAGGAGGGAGCUCCAAACUGUCCCCCUCUCACCUGGGAGGAGGCCUUUCCAAACAGCCCAUGGUAGACCCCCUUCCGCAUCCUGGAAUGGGGGGCCCCUUAUCAGACCUUCAUGCCAAAACACAAGGGAUGUACUCGGGGCUUGCCCCUGGUGGUAACCUGUCAGGACUGGAGCUCAGUCCCAUGAUGGGAGGGAUGAAGGACACAGGAGGACAGCAAUCCCGCUUCAAAUGGAUGAUGGAGGGACACUCCCCAGCUCCAUCUCCCCCUGACACAGCCCUUCACAAGAAUGGCCCUUUACCCAGUGUUAUAAAGGUGAGAGGAGGAUCCCCUUAUUCCCAAUAUGAAAUGCUGGGCGGUGAUGGUUUGGGGAUUCCCCCUCAAGGCUCUGCAGACAACUGGCACCGGACCCCUGGAAGUAAAAUGGGAAACAAACCUCCCACAUCCAGCUGGCCUCCAGAGUUCCAGCCCGGUGUGCCCUGGAAGGGAAUCCAGAGUAGUGGAGACCCAGAGUCUGACCCCUACAUGACCCCUGGUAGUGUUCUUGGCUCCCCAGGACCCCCGAGCCUCAACGACUCUGACCACCAGUUACUGCGAGACAACAUAGGGCCAAACCCCUCCCUCAACACCUCGCUGCCUUCACCUGGUGCCUGGCCCUAUAGUGCCUCAGACAGCCCCCUCAGCAAUGCACACAGCACAGGAAAGUACUCGGAGUACAAACCCAGCUGGCCCCCAGAGCCCAUCGGACAAAACAAGUUGUGGAAGACCAAUCGCAACAGCUCACAGCUACCACGCCCUCCUCCUGGCUUAACCAAUCAGAAGCAGGCCUCGCCCUCCCCAUGGGGUAGCGGAGGCCCACGGUUGGCCCGGAGCUGGGGAGGGGGCGGGAUUAAUCAAGAGUCAAGAUUUGGGUCAGGCUCAGCUUGGAGCGAUGGUGUGGCCUCCAGAGGCAGCUGCUGGUUGCUGCUGAGCAACCUGACCCCCCAGAUUGAUGGCUCCACGCUAAGGACUAUCUGCAUGCAGCAUGGCCCCCUGCUGACCUUCCACCUUGGCCUGACCCAGGGCAGUGCUCUGAUUCGCUACAGCAGCCGGCAGGAAGCAGUCAAGGCCCAGGGUGCACUGCACAUGUGUGUUCUGGGCAACACCACAAUCCUGGCAGAGUUUGUGAGUGAGGAAGAAGUCGCUCGCUAUUUUGCACAUUCCCAGGCCGGCGGGGCAGAGGGGGUCAGCUCGGGAGGGGCAUCUGCCGGUGGGACGCAGGGUUCAUCUGGAACAGGCACCGCUGUGGCCAGCAGUGGGGGCAGCUCCCCAGGGAAUGAGCGGGCAGCAGCAGGCACAACUUCAGGUGGAAAUGGAAAUGGUGGUGGAGGAGGAGAAAGUGGAGCAGCGGUUCUAGGUAGUGUGAGGUCCUCUGGCUCUGCCUGGCAGAGUCUUGAUGGUACAGGCAGUUCUUCAGAAACCUCUUCAGCCCAAGGACCCGGGCUGGGGAUAUUUUCCCAAUGGAGCACCAACGGGGCAGGGGAGGGAGGAGGUGUUGGGGGAGUGGAGUCUGGGAGGUCUGGGCUCUGGGGGGGCAUGACUGCGGGAUACCCCAGCAGCAGCCUGUGGGGGGCACCGCAAAUGGAGGAAAGGCACCAAAUGGACAGCCCUGCCGCAUUGUUGCCUGGCGACCUGCUGGGGGGAGGAGCUGAUUCCAUCUGAUGAGCCCCCCUCCAUUUGUAAGUGUAGGUUUGGACACACUGAUACAACAUACACUGGGAUACAUAUGUAUUUACUAUAGCACACACGCACACAAACACAUUUACAUGGUAUGCAUAUUAAUGUGCACACACAUAAAGCAGAAAUGUGAGACAUGCUUACACACAUUCUCGUGGCCAGACUUAAGCUAUUAUAUAAACAAAUGCAGGGACUGUUAGAUGUGUAUACAGCCUUUUUCCACAGAUGAAGAUUUCAACUGCUUAGACUUGAAACCUGAAAAAGAAUGAAAAGUCAGUUGGUCUGAAAGACUUGACUGGAUUGCAAUGUGCUUAGUAAAUAGGGGACUUUUCAACAGAUUUACAUACACAUGCACACACCAAAUACAGACAAGCCUUCAGACAGAUGGGCACUGUAAACAGCAUUACCUUCAUCGUAUAAGAGAACUUAAAACUACUACAUGAUGUGAGGUUAAAGUGUAGUUUGUAUUCACGUCCCCUUAAAAGCGGAGACCGAAUCCAAACAUGCAAACAGCUCUGAUUGAAAACAGAACUGUAUCUUACUGUGUAUGUUAGGUUUGUUUGUUUUUUCAGUUUGUUUGUAUGUAUGGUUUUAAUUUUUGAACAGUGAAAAUAUUGAAAAAUGUCAUUGUUCUGUUUUCAAAAUGCUGACCUCCUACUGUUGUAUCUCACGCACUCUUUCUCUGUUAUUCUCUCUUGAACAUGUUUGUUACUGUUGCAGUGAUAAAUGUUAAAUUGCUGGCAGUUUGAGGCUAUGUUGCAUUUCUCCAUGUGUCGAUACUGUGCGCAGUAUCUCACACUAUAUGGACAUGAGUGUGAGUGAGACUGAGACCAAGUAAGUGGAUUAAACCACCACGUGUGUGUGCGCUCGUGUGUGUGUGUGUGUGUGCGUGCGCGCGUGUGUGUGUGUGUGUGUGCGCGCGUGUGUGUGUGAAUGUGAGGAUAAUGUGUGUGUAUGUUACUGCCUGUCAUAAUGUGGGCAAGGCUGCUUACUAUACAGAAGGUCUAUACAAAAAUGUUUUGAGUGCAUUCGGUAUACUGCUGACUGUGUGUUAAGAAAUAUUGGCACUAAUGCUUUUUUUUUCUCUCAUUUGAAAUUGUUUGUUUUUUUAGCAGACUUGUCUUUUUUAUUGUCCAACCUGCAAUAAUAAAAAAGAACAUUUUAAUGACACAAAGAGCUGAAGGCAUAUGCGUUGAGAAAAUGGACAUGCCAAAUCUUAUCAAACUGUGUGGAGUGGGAGGGGUGGGGUGGGUUGUUUACAGAUGCAGAGUAAGAGUUACCGUACGUUUUUAAUGUUCUGUUGUUGUGUAUUCGUUUUAAAUUAAGACAGGCUUUAACACUCCUGUUCAGUGUUUUCGUUAUGAGAUUUUACAAAGGAAAAAUUUAUUUAAACAAAUGAGAACAAGAUUAAUAAAGAUGAAAGUAUUGGCUUCUAAA
Siniperca chuatsi (mandarin fish) is the source of this 7981-nucleotide messenger RNA. RefSeq names its product trinucleotide repeat-containing gene 6B protein-like. Gene Ontology annotation, biological process: miRNA-mediated post-transcriptional gene silencing; positive regulation of nuclear-transcribed mRNA poly(A) tail shortening. The record is from RefSeq and is a predicted model, not a curated record. Bases 356 to 6529 code for a protein of 2057 amino acids. NCBI's taxonomy places the organism in Eukaryota, Metazoa, Chordata, Actinopteri, Centrarchiformes, Sinipercidae. The transcript is spliced from 21 exons. Gene Ontology annotation, cellular component: P-body; nucleoplasm. Gene Ontology annotation, molecular function: nucleic acid binding.